Molecule: messenger RNA, 963 nt
Organism: Penicillium oxalicum
Lineage: Eukaryota; Fungi; Ascomycota; Eurotiomycetes; Eurotiales; Aspergillaceae
Product: cytochrome oxidase assembly protein SHY1
Exons: 4
Coding region: 1-963 (320 amino acids)
Biological process (GO): mitochondrial respiratory chain complex IV assembly
Cellular component (GO): mitochondrion; membrane
Source: RefSeq, a predicted model, not a curated record
AUGCGAUCAAUACUCUCGGUCGUCCAGCGGACCUCCGUAGGAGUCUGGUCAGCUCCAGCACGCGGAGCCCAGACGAGCGUACUGGCAUGGAAAGCAGAUGGAGUCUGCUCAAGAUGCCGUCUGCAGCAGAGUCGCCAAUUCUCGAACUCGCGGCCAGUCACCGAUUCCCUCUUGAACGUCGACCAUCCAGCCAAGCUGGUGAGAGUCAAUCGGAAGCAUGGCCCUGGCCUAAUUAUCCUCGCUCUGAUUCCAAUCAUUGCGUUCGGUCUGGGCACAUGGCAAGUUCAGCGCUUGGACAGAAAGACAAAGAUGAUCGCCAAAUUUGAAGACCGUUUGAUCAAGCCUCCGCUUCCGCUGCCGCCACGAGUUGAUCCCAACGCUAUUUCGGAUUUCGAUUACCGCCGUGUGGUCGCUACCGGUCGCUACCGUCACGACCAAGAGAUGCUGGUUGGACCUCGAAUGAACGAUGGCGAAGACGGCUUCCAAGUUGUGACACCCCUUGAGCGUGGAGACGGCCAAAGCACAAUUCUCGUCAACCGUGGCUGGAUCUCCCGAAAGUUGAUGAAUCAAAAGGACCGCCCUGAGGGCUUGCCUCAAGGCGAGGUUGUCGUGGAAGGUCUACUGCGAGAGCCGUGGAAGAAAAACAUGUUCACCCCCGUGAACAAGCCCGAAGAAGGCAAAUUCUACUUCCCAGACAUUCAGCAGAUGGCUGACCUGACAGGUAGCCAGCCAGUUUGGAUUGAAGAGACUAUGGUUCCUGAGUUGGUCGAAAUAUAUGAUCGUAUUGCAAAGGGACGACCUGUUGGGCGCGCCGCGGAAGUCAACCUGCGAAAUAACCACGCCCAGUAUAUUUUCACCUGGUACGGCUUGUCAUUGGCCACGUCCAUCAUGCUUUGGAUGGUAGUGCGCAAGAAGCCGAAUGACGCCUUGCGCCGAGUGCGCCAGAAUCGCAACUGGUCGUAG